Schistocerca gregaria is the source of this 1422-nucleotide messenger RNA. RefSeq lists its product as uncharacterized. NCBI's taxonomy places the organism in Eukaryota, Metazoa, Arthropoda, Insecta, Orthoptera, Acrididae. The record is from RefSeq and is a predicted model, not a curated record. The transcript has 7 exons. Gene Ontology annotation, molecular function: protein binding; serine-type endopeptidase inhibitor activity. Bases 25 to 1236 code for a protein of 403 amino acids.
CGCCUCGCCUCGACACGCCUCGCCAUGGCAACGACUGCGCUACCUGCUACUGCCGCAGCCUACGUGCUUGCAGCAGCGUUGGUACUGCCCCUGGUGUCUUCGUUACCGCAGCUGAGAGCAGACUCGCAAAUCGUGUUCAGCGCAGACGAUGACAGCAUCGGCCCCAGGUUCCUGGCUGGGGGAACCUCAGCUAACGAGGUGGGCCGCAGCACGCGCUACCCAGGCGGCUGGGGCAGGCCCCUUUUCAUCACGACAACGCCCAAGCCUGAGCAGCCACGCCGCCAGACGCGGCCGCCCUACGUCGACUACGACGAGCUGUUCAUCUUCGACCGGCCCUCCAUGCCCAUCGAGUACGUGCCGCGCACCGCCAGCCCCCCCACAACCACCGGCAGCGGCUCCACGCGCGAGAACUGCAACUGCCCCACCACCAACGAGUACAACCCCGUCUGUGGCACUGACCACGUCACCUACUCCAACCCGGGCCACGUCUACUGUGCCAAGUACUGUGGCAAGACCGCUGCACUCGCAGAGAGCAUCGCCAUGGCAACGCAAGUGUCUGUUACCGCCGCCGCCGUCGUCGUAGUGCUCGUAGGUCUACUUGCGCUCCAGGUUUCACCAUUGCCACAGUUCGAAAUAGAACCUGAAUUUCCACUAGAUGCAGGCGAAGACGACAGUGAACCAUGGUUCCCGACGAGAGGCUGGCCUGGGAAUGAGGUACAUCCUGACAGGUGGGAGCCUGACGACUGGCUCCCCCCUUUCUUCCCACACACGACCAGCCGGCACCAGCGUUUCUUCACGACCACGACCAGCCGGCCGCCGCGGCGCCAGCAGCAGACCAGGCGCCCAGACCUGGACUGGCCGUCCCCACCCCCUCAGGAUUUGGACUGGCGUCCCAGGCCUCCUCAUGGUCCUCAGCCAAGCCUGAGGCCUCCCACGCCUUCCGUUGGUACCAGGCGUACCACUAGCCGUCCAAUCAUGAGCCGUCCCACCACGAGCCGUCCAAUCACGAGCCGUCCGACCACGCCCAGCGCUGGCGCCACGCCCCAGGACUGCAACUGCCCGUCCACCAAUGAGUUCAACCCCGUCUGCGGCACCGACGGCGUGUCAUACCCCAACCCUGGCCGCCUCCGCUGUGCCAAAGACUGCGGAAAACGUGUGUCUGUGUAUCACAUAGGCAACUGCGUUACGACAUCGACUAGCCCACCGAGAAGAACCGUCUCCGGCCUUCCACCGUGACCCCGGCAGCGGGACUCUACUUGUGGACUGAAAUUUUUAAUUACUCGCUAUGAAGACUUUGUGGCACCAAAGACGACACUGUUAUGUUUUUUAACCUAAGUGUGAACUGGCACUUCCAUUAUGUAUUUAUACUUCUUUUUCGUAAAGAUCACCCAAAAUGUAAUAAAACUUCCAUAUUUAAUUAUA